Molecule: messenger RNA, 906 nt
Organism: Saccharomyces paradoxus
Lineage: Eukaryota; Fungi; Ascomycota; Saccharomycetes; Saccharomycetales; Saccharomycetaceae
Gene: IMO32
Product: Imo32p
Exons: 1
Coding region: 1-906 (301 amino acids)
Cellular component (GO): mitochondrion
Source: RefSeq, a predicted model, not a curated record
AUGCUAAAGGUACAAGAGCAAAAGCAAGUUCCACUGGACCUUUCAUAUGAGGUGGUCAAGACAGAUACGGUAACAACAGGCGAUAAAGGGAAGCCAAGACCACCCAUUAUCAUACUGCACGGCCUAUUCGGUAACAAACUCAACAACCGAAGCAUUGGCCGAAACCUUAACAACAAAUUGGGAAGAGACGUGUACCUGUUAGACCUAAGAAACCAUGGGACCUCACCGCACAGUUCAAUACACAACUAUGCCGCGAUGUCGGAAGACGUGAAGCACUUCAUCGCAAAACACAAAUUAAACACCGAUGGAGGACCUAUCAUAGUAGGUCACUCAAUGGGUGGUAAAGUCGCUAUGAUGCUGGUCUUGAAGAACCCGCAAUUGUGUUCGAUGUUAGUCUGUAUAGAGAACGCCCCAGUCAGUCUACGCCCUAACGCUGAGUUUGUCGAGUACAUCAGAGCGCUGAUGGAAAUCGUCAACGACAAAGGCAAAACCAUCCAAACACUAAAACAGGCCGAUGAACGCCUUGCGGAAAGAAUUAGCGGCAAUGAGCUAGUUAGGCGGUUUCUUCUGACGACGUUGAAAAGGGUUAAGAUCGACAAUCCGUCGUCUGCAUCGUCAUAUACGUUCGAAGAACGAAUUCCUCUCGAGACCCUGAAAGAUGCUAUCGUCAAGGGUGAGAUAGCCGCCUGGCCUCUGGAUCCUGUUCGUGAGCGAUGGACGCGACCUGCGCUAUUCAUCAGGGCUACCCAGUCGCAUUAUGUGGUCGACGAGUAUCUUCCGAUCAUCGGCGCGUUCUUCCCGCGCUUUGAAACACGUGAUAUCGAUGCGGGUCACUGGGUAAAUGCGGAGAAGCCCGGGGAAUGUGCCGAAAGCAUCGUCAACUUUGUGGAGCGGCACGAGGACUAA